This is a messenger RNA of Iphiclides podalirius (scarce swallowtail), 987 nucleotides long. NCBI's taxonomy places the organism in Eukaryota, Metazoa, Arthropoda, Insecta, Lepidoptera, Papilionidae. The record is from the annotation of a GenBank genome assembly.
AUGGGAAGCAUAUUGGAGGAGGCAAUUCUGGAGGUGCGCGAAACGCCUCUCGAGAGUCGACCACGUCUCCCCCGCAUACCCCUAAAUAAGCGGAGUCGGUCUGUCGUGAGGUCUCUUAACCCGAUGCUGGCAACCUAUUUGGAAGCUAGCCGGGACCUUUGCGAUACGGACUCAAUUCUCUUUGGCGCUGCACUGGCAGUAUGCCGAAUCGUUGGCGCCAAACUUCCCAAGGCUGGACGUGCUACCAGACCAGGUAGCACUAUCCCAGCAUGGAGAAGAAGAAUUGAGGACCGUAUCGCAAAGGUAAGGGCCAUCAUCGGCAGGCUGAUAAGCUUCAGGUCGGGCAAUAAUAGGCCCAGAAUUGUGCGCACCGUUAGGAUGUCGUUCGCUGGGACCAACAUAAACUUGUCCCAGCCGGACAUUACGCAAAAACUAACGGAGCGCAUAGAUGACCUGAAGCAGAGGAUCACUGCUUGGGGGAAGCGGAUUCGGAGAUAUUCCGAGAGGACGGCGCGGUUUAGCCAGAAUCGCCUCUUCCAGAGUGACCAAAAGAGGCUCUACAAAUCUUUGGAGCGACCAAUGAGUUGUGGAACGGGCCAAGGACCGGACCAGGCAGACACUGUCGCCUUCUGGCGCAGCCUGUGGUCAGAGCCCGUAGACCACAGUGAGGGCCCUUGGACACAAGUCGUGGCGAGCCAAUGUGCAGACAUUACACCCAUGGACCCCGUCGUCAUAACACCCGACGACGUAUCCGAAGCAGUCCGUAGAGCCCCGAACUGGAAAAGUCCGGGACUCGAUGGGCUGCAUCACUACUGGCUGAAGGGGUUCGUGGUGUGUCAUGCUGUGCUCGCCCGACAGUUCCAAGAGGCUCUCGAUCAGAGAAUGGAUGUCGGGGCGGCGGUCGUGGAACCAAGGAACCGCUUCUCAUCGACGCGGUCAUUGGUAAAAUGGUUAAACGCAACCGUCGGACCCUCUCCGCCGCCUGGA